AUGCAUUUUAAAAAGAACUCUUCUAAUUAUAAUCAAGAUGGUAUCAUUUCACUCAACUCAUCGUAUGAUUAUAUCAUAAUAGGUGCAGGUUCAGCGGGGUGUGUUCUGGCCAAUAGACUUUCCGAAGAUCAAAAUGUUUCAGUCCUCAUUUUAGAAGCUGGGGGCUCAGAACAGGAAAAUCCAAACAUCAGUAUUCCGGUUGCUUCACCUACACUACCUCUGUCUAAACAAGACUGGCAGUUCAAAUCCGUACCACAAAAGAAAGCAUGUUUAGCCCUGCGUGAUCAAGCACGUAACAAUAAUAGGUCUGCUUGGCCACGAGGACGGGUUCUUGGAGGUUCUAGUAGUCUAAAUUACCUGCAGUAUGUACGCGGCAGUCGUCAUGACUAUGACGGUUGGUCUACCGAGGGAUGUGUUGGUUGGAGUUACAAAGAUGUUCUUCCAUAUUUCAUAAAAUCAGAAAAUAUAAAAAUACCUGAACUCCAAAAUUCAGACUAUCAUGGUAGAGAAGGAUAUCUGUCUGUCAGUGAUGGAACUGCUACACCUCUCAACAAAGAGGUUUACGCACGGGCAAUGGAAGAGCUCGGCUACCCUACCAUAGACUGCAACGGAAGAUCACAAAUAGGUUAUUGUCCGUCACAGGAAACAGCUCAGAACGGUGAGCGAAGUAGUACCGCCAAGGCAUACCUUAGACCUGUUAUGGGACGUAACAACCUACAUGUCUCUCUAAAUUCAUAUGUCACCAAGAUCAUUAUAAAAGACAAGAGAGCCACAGGUGUAUCGUUUGUUCGCAACAACAUAAAGCAUGAGAUAAUGGCUAACAAAGAAGUUAUCGUUUCCGCCGGAGCUGUUAACUCCCCAAGAAUACUAAUGCUUUCAGGAAUUGGACCAAAAGAACACCUCAAAUCAUUGGGGAUUCCAGUUGUUGUUGAUCUUCCGGUAGGAAAGAAUUUGCAGGAUCAUGUGAUGACGUUAUUAGAAUUUCAUGAUAAUACGUCUCGUGUUGCCACCCAGGCCAAACUUGCAUCGCCUAUGAAUAUCCUGAAAUAUUUGUUAUUCGGAACGGGUUCAUUGAGUAAAACGCAUGCUGAAGGAACCGCUUUUCUUGGGAGCAACAGAAGCAUUCCUCCAGAAAUCCAACUUCAUUUUCUCACCUUUUCGUUUCAUCCUGAAGAUGCAGAUGUAUUUUUAAAUUCUUAUAAUAUUGAUAAAAAGAUGAAAGAGGGCAAGAAAAAGGAGUAUCAGCAAAAUAUAGACAGAAACAUUGAGACCUUUACUAUAUUUUCGAUUCUACUCCACCCAAAGAGUAGAGGUACGAUAAGUCUUAAAAGUGCUGACCCCUUUGAUCCACCGAUCAUUAACCCAAACUACCUUGACCAUCCAGAUGACAUAGAAACAUUAAUGAACGGGAUACGAGAGGUAUUGAAGUUGGGCGACACGGUAACUUUUAAAAAGAUUGGUGCCUCUUCCCAGGAUCCGCUGGAGUUGUAUGCCCCGCAAUGCGAAAGUCACAAACCUAACUCCGACGAUUAUUGGAUUUGUAGAAUCAGACAAUACACUUAUACAAUGUAUCAUCCAACAUCUACGUGUAGAAUGGGGUCUAAAGAUGACUCAACGGCUGUAGUAGAUCCAGAACUCAGAUUGAGAGGAACUAAGAACGUACGUGUCGUUGAUGCAUCUGUCAUGCGAAACAUAAUUUCUGGAAAUACAAACGCUGCUACAAUCAUGAUAGCAGAAAAGGCAGCUGACAUGAUAAGAAACACCGAUAGUGUGAAAUCCAUGAGAGAAAAAACUGAUAAGUUGUGAUGGGUUUAAAGACGAAUUAACAAAUGUUUCAAAUCAUUUUUGUUAAGUUCUUUGGCUUCAAAAGAUGCGCACCAUUUUUUCUUGUUAAUGAAAUUUGCUUCUAAUUAUUUCAACGUUUGAUAAAACUACUCUCGUAUUAGAAACAAACGUUUAUAGAAUUGUAUAGUCUACUAAAUGCAUUAAGUACAAGCGAAAAUGUUAACAUUAUGGUUCAUAGCUCCAUUCUUAAUUGUCGUUCAGAAAUUAGUGACCCCUUGAAUAAUAGGUUUUCAAAUUGUUUCUCCCCUGUCAAAAUUUUGUUGUGGGAUGUCAAAUUCAUUUACUAGCAAGAUGCGUCUGUAUUGAAAAACUUUUGAAGUGAAAAAAAAAAUACGGACUUCUAAGCGUUGGAAAUUGUGUACAAAGCCAUGUUUAUUCUUUCCUUCAAAUGAUAUUUCAAAUUUGUAAAUUGCUUUUAAAAUUGGGAAUCCUCUUUUCUGACAUGUG
Molecule: messenger RNA, 2292 nt
Organism: Magallana angulata
Lineage: Eukaryota; Metazoa; Mollusca; Bivalvia; Ostreida; Ostreidae
Product: L-sorbose 1-dehydrogenase-like
Molecular function (GO): oxidoreductase activity, acting on CH-OH group of donors; flavin adenine dinucleotide binding
Source: RefSeq, a predicted model, not a curated record